Molecule: messenger RNA, 1910 nt
Organism: Asterias rubens (European starfish)
Lineage: Eukaryota; Metazoa; Echinodermata; Asteroidea; Forcipulatida; Asteriidae
Product: beta-1,4-galactosyltransferase 6-like
Exons: 9
Coding region: 387-1673 (428 amino acids)
Biological process (GO): carbohydrate metabolic process
Molecular function (GO): UDP-galactose:glucosylceramide beta-1,4-galactosyltransferase activity
Source: RefSeq, a predicted model, not a curated record
UAUAUACGUACCGCAUAUUGGGAAUGUCAUAUUUACACUGACAAAACCAUUCAACCCCUUGAUUGAUGUUUUAAUGCUCAUAAUAAUUAACAUCAUCAACAUGUGACAAAGUGUUUGCAUUGCUUUCUUCUGUGGUGCCAAUCAACUUAUAAUUAAGAACGGUGCUUUUUCACCACUCUGUGUUGCUGUACACGGUGCGUACCGUGCCACUAACUACCGAUUCCGUGACGAAACGUCAUCUCGCAAACUUCGAGUCUCGCCAACCAAUUUUCGGAAACAAAACGUUCAUAAGUCUAUGAGGAGGGUCUAUCUACAAUGAAACCUGGCCUCCAAUAAAUAAAGCGAUAUCAGCAUUAUGCUCUCGCCGUCAACUCUGUGAAACAAUCAUGGAGAUACCAGGCAAGAUGUCCGUCAUCGCUCCGCCACGUCGCAAACACGCCAAAAACUUUAAAUGUCUGUUCUGCUUUUUGUGUGUGGUUGCAGUAACGACGUCCGUGUGGACUUGGUACCACGGUGAAUAUGCAGUCGCAGACAUCAGGAAUAGGCCUACACAUCGUACUAUUAAAGUGAAGCAAGUGAAACAAGGAUUAUCCUCAAGUUUUUCACGCCAGAAUAUUACAAUGCCCGUGAUGAAGUCUGCCAACAUUACAGUGAACAAUUCUUCCAAAACACCCGUACCAGUUAUCAUAAGCAAACCAUUGACGAAAAAACCGAAAGAGAUUCUGCCAUGUCCGCAGCUGUCAGACAUACCCAGCCUCAUUAAAAAAAGAACUAUGAAUCUAAGUGAAGAACUGCAAAUAAGCAACGCAGAAAAUAUCAUUAUGGGAACAGAACUAAGCAGUAUCCAGCAAGCCGUGAAUGGAAGCACAAGUCUGAUUCACCACAGAGCUAGGUUCAACUCUACGGGUAAAAACUACAUGGAGAGUCUCUCGGCGUACGGCAAAACUGUUGGUAAAUACCGCUGGUUUCCCGGAGGAAUCUGGCAACCAGCGAACUGUAAAGCAAGAUGGAAGGUUGCCAUACUGAUACCGUACAGGGAUCGAGCUCAUCAUGUCCCCAUUGUUCUACGCUAUUUGAUACCAUUGCUUCAAAAACAAUUGCUCUCAUUUGCUUUCUUCAUAAUCAAUCAGGGUAAUUCGUUACUAUUUAACCGUGCCAUGUUGCUGAAUGUGGGUUACCUCGAAUCUCUCAAGUAUGACGAGUGGGAUUGUUUCAUCCUGCACGAUGUGGACCACGUGCCCCUGAGUGAAAUAAAUAAUUACGGCUGCGAAAACAUGCCAAGAAGACUAAUCUCUGGAGCAGACAGGUGGAACUACAGCCUUGAGUAUCCGUCUUUCUUCGGAGCUGUUACUGGAUUAACAAAAGAAAACAUUCAACAAAUCAAUGGUUUUCCAAACGUCUAUUGGGGCUGGGGAGGAGAGGAUGACGACAUCCUAAAACGUCUUAAAAUAGCCGACAUUAAAGUUCACUACGCCAGAGGAAAAAUAGGAUAUUAUAAUGUGAUUAAACACCACCAUGACAGUGCGCCUAAACAGCCUGAAAGACACAAAUUACUUAGGGACGCAGGACUACGGCUCAAGAAUGACGGUCUGAAAAACUUGGAGUACAAAUUGCAGAACAUAGAACUUCACGCGCUCUAUACAAACAUUUCUGUUGAUAUAUGGAAACUAUAGGACUACGCUGAGCUCCAGUGGGUUCUACUUAUUCUGGAAUUUGUAGGUAAUUAUUUUUUAUUAUGGAGAUAAAGGCGUGAUGAGAAGAAGUUUUUUGGGGGCGCGGAAUUGAGCAUUCAAGUCGCUGUGGCCAUCCCAGUAGAAGAGCAAGAUUGACCAGCAAUCGACAAUUGGGGGCGCCAUACCAAUCCUCCAGCAGUCAAAGCCGACAGCUUUGCCUCCGAGCCCGGUGUGGCG